Magallana angulata is the source of this 2472-nucleotide messenger RNA. Its product is annotated as four-jointed box protein 1-like. The record is from RefSeq and is a predicted model, not a curated record. Gene Ontology annotation, biological process: cell-cell signaling. NCBI's taxonomy places the organism in Eukaryota, Metazoa, Mollusca, Bivalvia, Ostreida, Ostreidae. Bases 829 to 2130 code for a protein of 433 amino acids. The transcript has 3 exons.
AUUUGCGUCCCCAAUCGACUGGCUUUUAUAAAUUGGAGAAACCCGACACCAAACAUUUAACCGAACAACACCAUAGCCGUUUGGAUCGCGGCUACUGUUUCAAAAUAAAACUGGGAUUAGAUUGUACUGGUCGAUUUGGGUAGCCAUUUUGUCGAUGCUAAACGGUGGCCUCAAUGCGCGGUGUCAAGUAGCAUCCCUCAGUCGCUGUUCAGUUGUUGGAGAAAGCUGCAGCAGCCUUUUAAGUCUCAAAACGGUUAUAGCUCAUAAGCCAUUUCUUCUUGGGAAUUUUACUGAUUCAUAGAUAAGAUCCAGAUUUAAAAUUGGGGUGAGCGUGGACAUUUUGAAAGCACUUGGGAAUAUAUAUUGAUGUGGCUUUUCGUCUAUCAAGGAAGUCGUUGUUAAAGGGGAAUUUCUGGAGUGGCGUGUCGGAGCGUUGGAGAAUUAAUUCUUCCCUGCAGAGAGGAGACCAGCCGGUGUUUGUCGCACAUCUACGGGAGGCAGACGGAGGACUUUCGAGAUUAUCACGGCUCUGCGGAGCUCGGAGACGACAGAGUGACUUCUUAAGAGACAAACUGUCGUACCAUUGGACCUGAUUCACAGUCUCUCGCUCCAUGUUUUCCCGGACAGAGUCACAGGUAGUAAUGAGGUGCUAACAAGUCCAGGUGCGGCAGCCAGCAACGUUACAAAACUCGCCCAUCAGAUAGCGAGCUUUCUUAAUCUGUCCAUGAUUGCAAUAUCAAAUAUACAUGUGGAUAUUUGAAGACCGUGUAACAGCGCUGGACUCGUAUAAGUUAUGUGAACUCCCUUUACUGUGUGUGUUGUAGUGUUAUGAGAAGAUCCAACGCUGUUAUCAUGGCAGGACUCGCUUUCACUUUAGGAUUCGUCCUCGGGUUGGUGAUACAGCUUCCGGUGAUAACUCUUCCUUUGAACGAAGAGCAAUUUGGAGACUCUGGUUUCAAGAUUGGUGUUCGCUCCGAGUCCGAAGGCUCGGCAAGAAAACAGCUUUCGCUGGAUAAUCCACUAAGGCUGGUAAAACCCUCUUCGCAUGGAGUAGUGUAUCCUCAGAACAAUGGAACAAACGCGUACUUACAGGGACAAACCGAUUACAGCGGAUCACAGCAAUCGGACGGUUCCUCUGGCACUUCACCUGCAAAAGAAGACGUCAUUAGGAAUCGUGAAUCAGCGAAAUCCCCAGAUGUUGUGGACGGGGUUUUCUGGUCCAAGACCACAGAGAGAAAAUGCCCGGGCGGAUUUACCGAGGAAGACCAGAAAGGAUGGAAGAAUAAGAUAGACAAGACGAAAGUCGUGAAACUGGAAACUGGGUGUGGUAGGAUGCAAAAUAGAAUGGCGACGUUUAAAGACGCUGCCCAAGCUUGUGUUAGAUACAGACUAAACACCGACCAAAUACAGGGCGAAAUCUUCUCGUUCUACCUCAGCAAACUUUUGGGUAUUGACAAUGUGCCCCCUUCUAGUUUGCAUUUAGUGAACACAAUUGACGACCGAUGGAGGACGGUAACUGGUGAAAUCGCCAACAGCAAGUGGGCAGACGACAAAGUGGUCAUUUUCACUCAGUUUGUGGAGGGACUCAAACCCUCGUAUAUUCCGGUUGAAUUUCGCGGGGAAGACAGAAAAUUACAUCCCAAACAGGACCUUAUGAACUCGAAAGGUCCCGAGGAUCUCUGUGAUUUAGUGCAAUGGUCAGACUUAAUUAUAUUCGACUAUUUAACAGCUAACUUAGACCGUGUGGUUAAUAACAUGUUCAACAAGCAAUGGAAUCCCAAUAUGAUGAACACGCCGGCGCAUAAUCUUGAAAGAACAUCCAAUGGACGGUUGAUAUUUCUGGACAACGAGUCCGGAUUGUUCCACGGGUAUCGUCUGCUGGAUAAAUACGCUUCGUACCACCGGACGUUACUGGACUCUCUAUGUGUGUUCAGGAACUCCACUGCACGUGCCAUAGAGCGCCUCCAUCAUUCCGGAAGUGUAGGAGAAGAACUGAACAAAAUGUUCUCCCAAAACGAAGAGCUUUAUAACCACAUUCCUCGCCUACCCCAGAAAAAUGCAAAAAUUCUACAGCAAAGAAUAGCAGACGUUUAUGAACAAAUUCAAACGUGCAAGAAACAGUAUGUGUAGACGAAAUUGGAUUUCUCUGUGAUGUUUAUUUGGAAGGUUUCAAACCUUCGUUUUUAUAUGUGAAUAUUUAACGCAAUUCAUAGCGGGAGAAUUCUUUAUGAAGAUUAUGGACUUGUUACAGCAUUCUUUCAUUCUGUGUAUCUUGCCAUACAAUCAAGAACGCCUAUUUUUGUGCCUUUCAAAAAGGACACCUAUUUUUUUAAAGUGCUAUCUAAUCAUGAUAUUUUUUUUUGCAAUAUUACCAUAUUUUUAAUGUUCAUGUUUCAUCCCAUAUAAAAAUCACAUCGUAUGCGAUUACCAUUGUUAAACUCUCAUCGUUAUGAUAAAGUACUUGAAAGCCUA